AUGGUUAUGGAAGCAGCUUCCUGGCUACGGGAUUACGUCACCGCAAUAAAAAAUGGCAGGGGACCGUCAGGCACUAUGCUGGCGGAGCUAGCAAAGCUGUCGAAGGACCAAGAACACUGCGAAGUGAUUUUCGCUGUACUUGAGUACCGCAUUCGGAGCCCCGAGCACAAGUGGCUGUGCGUGUACAAGGUGUUGGACUACCUGCUUCAGAGGGGUAGUCAGCAUUGUUGUAAUGCGGCCCAGGAGCUUGUCGUGCCGCUGGGAGCUCUGCAGAACUUUGCUUUUGUGGGACCGGACGGGAAGGAUCACGGAAUGAAUGUCCGGAAGAGGGCCGAGGCGGUUAAGGCUAUGAUCCUGGACUCCGAGACACUUGAAAAAAAGCGGGCGGAGUUUGCGGCGCGAGCGGGCAACAUGAAGUUUGCUGGCUACUCCAGGGAGGAAGCCAUGGCCGCUGCAGCGGCGGCGAAGGGCGGCGGCGGCGGCUACAGCGGCGCACCCUUUGCAGGAACGACGAGCACGGACUCUUCCCCGGGCGGGCCCUUGACGCCUGCGCCAGCGUUGGCGCUCUGGGAUGCGGCCGGUGACGGGAGCAGCAGGGAGGGGACCGCUGUCGGUUGCCCGGCUACCACUCCCAUGGCGUCCUUGGGGCCGCCCGGGAGUCCGCCUGGGGAAUGUCCGGCGUCGCCUUCGACGUACAGACCGCCGUCAAUGCUCCUCGUAAGACAGGCUUCCUCCGCUACUCGGCUGGGUCAGCAGCUGUCGUCCUCCCUCCGUAAUGCGGGGGAGACCAAGGGCGUCACGUUCGAGCAGAACAAGCGGCAGUUGGAGCAGCUGCGGCAGCUGGUCUUGCUCAAGGACAACACCACAUGCGCGGACUGUGCGUCAGCUGCCGCUGCGGCCCGACCCACUUGGGCUUCCAUCAACCUGGGGGUCUUCAUCUGCAUGCGCUGCGCGGGGAUACAUCGCGGCCUGGGCGUGCACAUCUCAAAGGUCCGCUCCACCACUUUGGACACCUGGCUGCCGGAGCAGGUGGAUAUGAUGGCUCGCCUGGGAAACCGCCGGGCGAACGCGUAUUUUGAGGCCAGGUUGGAUUCCGCCACACGGCCCAAUCGCGACAGCACCCACGACCUGGAGCGCUUCAUUCGGCUCAAGUACGCAGACAAGGCCUGGGCUGCCAACGGCCCCUGGCCUCCGGAGGACGGUGUGGCCAUCGUGACAGCCUCAGGCCCGCAGGCGCCUCAGUCAGGCUCAGCCUCGGCUAAGCAGCCUAGCGGCGCGGCCGGCGGCGCACCGUUGCUGUGCUCCCCGCCGCCGCCGCUCCCCGGCAACUCCAUUCCUCCCUUCAACUUGGAUUCCGCCUCCGCUUCUGCCUCGAGGGGAGUUUCCUUGUCCCCGGUUGUGGAUGUGGCCUCCUCGGGUGGCGGCUUCGGUGAUGCGCCGCCCGCCUGGCCCUCUCCUGCCCCGUCAGUGACCCCGCCAACUAGCGCUGGGACAUCCAAUCUAGGGAUGUUGCGGCGGCAGGGGAUGCUGCAGGAAGGGCAAUGGAUGGGCCAGCAGCCACAACAGAGUUUCGUGCCGUCCAGGCUGGGGCAGACGGCUGAAGCUCCCUGGGCGGUGGCGCCUGCCGCCGCCGCCGCCGCGGCCGCCGGAAAGAGUGCCGCUGGCGGGACGGCGGUGCGGCUGCUGCCGCCGCCGCCGCCGCAACCCUUGCCGCCGCCGCCGGCAUCUGGUCUCGCGGUAGGUGCAGGCUUCGGAGCAGCGGGUGCAGCCAGUGCUGUGGCCCCAUCGGGCCAGGAGGGGAUUGGCUUGCUGUCUUCAACGACGGACUUGCUACAGCUGGAUAGCGAUGAAAUCGAGCAAGAUGGCGAGGACAUGGAGAGCGGUGGCGAGGGCACGGAUUUGCGCGGAGGCGCUGGAGGUGGCCCGGGUGCCGGAAGCAGCCUAGCGCUAUGGGACUUGCUCGACCUGAAUGUGGGAGUGAUGGACUUUUUGGAACGAACGGAAGGAGGCUGCCAUCCACAUCCACAUAAACAUCCGCAGGCUGAGGAGCGGCAGCAGCAGCAGGAACCACACCGACUGCUGGUGUCGAGCGCACCACCGGUUGUUGGCGGCCCUGGCGCUGGCGCCGGCCCCCAAGCCGUACCCGCUGCUCAGCUCACGUCUGAUAGUGCGGUGCCUACGACGGGCUUGGCUUAUUUGAGCACGGCCGCCGGCUGCCUGCCGGGGUUUGGAACCCCAGCCUCGACGGAUGAGGCGACGGCGGUGGCGGCGCCGUCGUCUUCGCAGGGUAUGGGUAUGGGCACAAGCGGGAGGGCCACCUACGUUACCGGCCCGACGCGUCUGGGGGUAGCUGACUCCGUGAUAAUGACGUCAGAGUUUCCAGUAUAUGAUCUUUUGACACCGCUUCCGACGGGAGGCGGUGCGCCGCCUCCGAUGGCGAUAGGGCCGACGGCGGCGGUGGCGACAGCAGCCGGACCCACCCUGGCCACCAGCCGCUUCGCCGCCAUCAACGUCGCCGCGCCUACCGCCAGCGCACCUACCGCCAGCGCGCGACCUGUGGAUGCGCCACCUAGGGCAUUCUCUCCGCCAUUUCCGCCGCCGCAGCAGCAUCAGGUGCAGUAUCCGGCGACCCAGCAGCCUUCAAGCGCCAUCCAGCAGCUGAGCAAUGGCGGCGUCACGGCCGUGGCUACAAUCUCAACCACAACUGCCGUUUUUACUCCCAACACCUCCGGAGGAGGAUUUCAGCCGAACAGCAGCUUUGGGAGGUCAGUUGGAAUGGCGCGGAUGGGCCAUGGCAACGGCAUGGGCAUGGUUAUGGGCAUGCGAGGCGCUGCACCGCAUCCGGCUUCUGCUGCUACUGCUGCCCACGGGCCUGCCAUGGACCUGGACAACCUCCUCGCGAUGCAACUGGACAACCUCGAUGCCAGCCUUGCGAAAGGCCCCAAUGCGAGCAGCGGCGGCGGCAGCGGUGCAGGAGGUGGGAAGCCUAGCUGGCAGGCGUCAGGGUCUGUUGGAGGUGUGUUUGGCAGCAUGGGUGGCGGCUACGGCUGA
This is a messenger RNA of Volvox carteri f. nagariensis, 3051 nucleotides long. RefSeq lists its product as uncharacterized. The record is from RefSeq and is a predicted model, not a curated record. Gene Ontology annotation, molecular function: GTPase activator activity. The transcript has 11 exons. NCBI's taxonomy places the organism in Eukaryota, Viridiplantae, Chlorophyta, Chlorophyceae, Chlamydomonadales, Volvocaceae. Bases 1 to 3051 code for a protein of 1016 amino acids.